AUGGAGAAAAUACCAGGGGAGGCUCUUACCCUCUCCGAUAUCAUGACUCUGUAUCCCUGUCUCAACACCAGGAAGGAGCUGGGAUAUACCCGACGGGACUUCCACGACAUGGAAUUAGACAUCCUAACGACCCUGGACUUUCAAAUUAGAUAUAUCACCAUACCCGAAUGGGUCUCUGCUCUUAUGGCCGCGCAUAAGAUAGGCAGCGAUAGGAUCAGAAGGCUAGCCGAAUUUAUUGGGUUUCUCGCGUACUUCCACGAAGAGGCGAUUUAUAUUGCCCCCUCGGACAUGGGACAGGGUGUACUGCUGCUAGCGUGCCUCAUUCUAGGCCAGGAGAUCCAGCUUUGCCCUGGCGCUAUGGAGGCUGCCAACCGUACCCUGGAUAAAUUGAACGGUUGGUUUAUACAAGAGGACUUCAAGAUCCCAGAGGUCCUCUUCGUCGAAGAGAAUUUCACGGAGAUCAUCUUCUUCUGCGACUUCAUCAGCAGUGGGUACUCUCACCGCCACGCUCGGCCUCGCUCGCAAGCUCGUGACAAGAUCCCGAGGGAGGAGAAAUCCCCUUCCUACUGA
Molecule: messenger RNA, 570 nt
Organism: Gloeophyllum trabeum ATCC 11539
Lineage: Eukaryota; Fungi; Basidiomycota; Agaricomycetes; Gloeophyllales; Gloeophyllaceae
Exons: 1
Coding region: 1-570 (189 amino acids)
Source: RefSeq, a predicted model, not a curated record